This is a messenger RNA of Caenorhabditis auriculariae, 2186 nucleotides long. NCBI's taxonomy places the organism in Eukaryota, Metazoa, Nematoda, Chromadorea, Rhabditida, Rhabditidae. The record is from the annotation of a GenBank genome assembly.
ACAAUGUUAUUCUAGUCGUGAUUUAUGGCCGAGAGACGACGUCUUCUGCUGAUUCCGAUGACGUCCGUGUGGCUGAUGCGAACCGACGGGCCCUAGUUUAUGACACGGCUUUUGUUGGAAACAGUGAUAAGGAUUGGAGAUGUCAUUGGGGUGAGAAGAUGUUGAAAGAAACAUUUUUGUGGAUUUUCGGAAAGCCUAAAAAAUUGAAAAACAUAGAGUUUUUCAUUUUCGAACAAUUUAAUAUCUAUUUCACACAGGGAAAAAUAGUCAUUGACAAGUUCUUUUUUUCUCAAAACCAUAUAAAUGAACUUUCAUGGUCGCAUUUGGAAUGGCUCAACGCAACGCGGUCGCGCUGCGGCUGUCCAAAGUCAAGGAAAGUUACUAAACAUUUUUUUCGAAUUAUUUUUUUAUAUCACCUUCUCGAUGUUUUUUAGUAUCACAAUAAAAAGGAUUAGGGUGAAUUUUUUUAUACUUGACAUCGUUUUUCAACCUUAAAAAAAUAUUUUCAAAUUGAAAAAAAUUUUUCUUGUCAAAGUUUUCUGCUGUCUUCUUAAUUGAGAACUCAUUAUCAUGCUCAAAAUUUUCUCCUGUUUAAAUAUACCCUAUUUGCUCAACCUGCAAAAAUUUCUAGCUUUCGAGAAAAGAAGCUGCAAAUUCAAAGAAAACGCUAAAAAUCCAUAAAAAUGAGCCAUUUUGGGGCUUUAGGCCCUUAUUUCUUGGGAUCUAGGAAGUUGUGCAGCUUGAGACUUUCUGGUACAUCAAGGAGCGUUCUAGCCAAUUUUCAGGAAGUUCCCACGUUUUUUUUAAUACGCAAGUCAAGACUUCUCGUAAAUUAUGAUGCUUAGGGUGUAAACACACCGAGACGCACUACCGCAUACUCGAAAUAAAUUAUAAAUCAAAAUAUUACGUAAAUUAUUAUGCUUAGUGUGUAAACACACCGAGACGCACUACCGCAUACUCGAAAUUUUUUUAAAUCAUAAAUUAAAAAUAUCACGUAAAUUAUUAUGCUUAGUGUGUAAACACACCGAAACGCACUAUCGCAUACUUGAAAUUUUUAAAAUUAUAAAUUAAAAUAUCACGUAAAUUAUUAUGCUUAGUGUGUAAACACACCGAGACGCACUACCGCAUACUCGAAAUUUUUUAAAUUAUAAAUCAAAAUAUUACGUAAAUUAUUAUGCUUAGUGUGUAAACACACCGAGACGCACUACCGCAUACUCGAAAUUUUUAAAAUUAUAAAUUAAAAUAUCACGUAAAUUAUUAUGCUUAGUGUGUAAACACACCGAGACGCACUACCGCAUACUCGAAUUUUUUAAAACUAUAAAUUAAAAAUAUUACGUAAAGUAUGAUGCUUAGGGUGUAAAAAAACACCGAGACGCACUAACGCAUACUCGAAAUAUUUUUUCAAUUUCUCUUUAUUCUGGUGACUUUUUUUAUGAGUCAACCCAUCCUUCUGGGCUAAUAAAGCUCUGUUCAUGUAUGACCCUGUGUCAUUUCUUCCACUGUAAUGAGAAUCAAAAAAAGUUUUUCCACCGGUGUUUUUCAUAACCAUCGGUUGUACUCCUCGGAAGCUCAAAACAACAGAAAAACGAAGUGUUGUCUGGUCUGACACACAAAAUGCACUCGGAGUGAUAGAAAACAACACGGAGGGACAGGGAAGGGAGGCGCGAAACAAGCGAAGCGACGACCAUCAAUCAGCCGCCGACGGGCCGCCGACAGUCAAGCCAAUCAGUCAAGCCGCCCCGAAUUCCGCCGCUCUGUUUUGUCGGCCCGGAUUAUGAGAUCCGGCAGAGCUGCUCUCAUCCAUCACCCGCAUGACGACGACGACGGCCCGCGGGCAAUUCCAAUUCGUAUUCAUGGGCAGCCAUUUGUAUGGUCCAGGCUGGGCCGGGUCGGGCCGGCCCGAGCUAGAGCCAGUCCAGGCUUCGAAGCGGUCAGAAAAAGUCCCAACUCUGAGUUUUUCUACGCAAAAUUCUUUUUUUACUCGUAAAAUAAUAAUUUUUUUGUUCGAUUACAAGGGAAAUAAAGAACCGAAGACGUGAUUUUUGUCAGAAAAAAAGUCUGAUUUUUAACUUAAAAGAAAACAUGAGCUUGUUUUUGCUGGAGGUCUUUGCUAAAGGCGGGCAGGCUCGGGAGAUGAUAGGUUGGCGGGUCUGCCCGCGCAGAAGCCCAGUAUGAUCAACAGCUGA